This is a messenger RNA of Hemibagrus wyckioides, 1721 nucleotides long. RefSeq names its product BMP and activin membrane-bound inhibitor (Xenopus laevis) homolog a (gene bambia). Bases 421 to 1203 code for a protein of 260 amino acids. NCBI's taxonomy places the organism in Eukaryota, Metazoa, Chordata, Actinopteri, Siluriformes, Bagridae. The transcript has 3 exons. Gene Ontology annotation, biological process: positive regulation of canonical Wnt signaling pathway; transforming growth factor beta receptor signaling pathway; negative regulation of transforming growth factor beta receptor signaling pathway. Gene Ontology annotation, molecular function: frizzled binding. The record is from RefSeq and is a predicted model, not a curated record.
UUGGUGUGUGAGUGCGCGGGUCAGUCGGCCGUGUGGUCGUGUGUCCUGGUCACGAGCUGCAGCAGCUGGAUUACACAUCACCACUUUUAUUUUAUUUUAUUUUAUUUUGCCUUCUCGGAUGCUUGUGACUGUGUAGGCUACAUGCACAGGGACUGUUGUUGUACCGUAGCUUAGUAUUUUUCAGCGCGCGGACUCUGACACAUCCCAGAUUGAGGCACUGAGCUCAUGGUACAGGAGAUUUUUUUUUUUGCCUCCGUUUGGUUUUGCUCAUAAUGUAACCGGAGGAUCUGCGGGAAUGCACUUCAUCAUCUGUGUGAUAAAGCACAUGUAAGCAAGUCUUUACAUGUAAGCAAGUGUUUAACUCGGACAGAUCGGAGUUUGUCUCUGUCGCUGGUUUAAAGGACAGUGUACUGGUCGUAAAUGGAUCGCCAUUCCAGUUUUGUUUCACUUUGGCUUCAGCUGGAACUCUGCGCCAUGGCCGUGCUCCUAGCUAAAGGAGAGAUCAGGUGCUACUGUGAUGCUCCACAGUGUGUGGCCACUGGAUACAUGUGCAAGUCGGAGCUCAACGCCUGUUUUACCAAGGCUUUGGACCCAUUUAACACAAACUCCCCAUUAACACACGGAUGUCUAGACCCGCUGUUAAACUCGGUGGAUGUGUGUGCUCAGAAGGGCUCGGACAUUUCAAACGGAGGACCUUCUCCUAUUGAUUGCUGUCACGAUGAUAUGUGCAACUACCGGGGUUUACCCAGUAUUGUUCACACACGAAGUGGCCCUACAGAUCCUUAUCAGUCGGCCGGCUCAAACCAGAACCUGAUCACACGAGUUCAAGAAUUAGCCUCGGCGAAGGAGGUGUGGUUCCGGGCAGCUGUGAUCGCCGUGCCCAUCGCCGGAGGCCUGAUCCUGGUGCUGCUCAUCAUGUUGGCACUCCGCAUGCUGCGCAGCGAGAACAAGCGGCUCCGGGUCCAGAGGCAACAGAUGCUUUCACGCUUGCACUACAGCUUCCAUGGACAUAACCACGCCAAGAAGGGCCACAUGGCAAAAUUGGACCUGGAGUGCAUGGUGCCGGUGACUGGCCAUGAGAACUGCUGUGCAGGCUGCGAUAAACUUCGGCAGGCCGAACUGAACGGACAAGGGGGCGAACGCUUCCUCUCCCUUGUGCACUGGGGCAUGUACACAGGCCACGGCAAACUCGAGUUCGUAUAACUAGUGACUACUUCACUGUGCCUACGUGCUGGGACUGAACUCGCUCGCUGGUCUCUGGGCAUCAGAGCCAGGACGUUCACUGUGUUUUAACUGUGUAGCAUUUUGUUGCUGUGCUAUUAUUAUUAUUAUUAUUGUAAUUAUUAUUAUUUUCCAUUUACAUUGUAAUUUUAUUGUUUUUCUUUGUAAAUGGAGAGAGAAAUGAAAAGGCCACAGAUGUUUGCCUUGACUGUUUUUUUUUCCUUGAUGGAGCACUUUACUUGAAUUAGAGCUUGAAAGGGCGGAGUUUGUUGAAAUAAGCCUUUCAAGCCCUGUCCUGUGGAUCCUUGACUGACACUGAAGACUGAAGGAUUCAUCUUAUUUGCACAUUUGUAUAAAAUGGAGAUGAAAAUACUUUUGCAUUUUGGAAAAAAGAAAAAAAAAACCAACAACAACAAACUGACACCAGGGUAAAAUAUGAUCUUUUUUUUUUUUUUUUUUUAAUUCAGUCAAGUUCUAUAAAUAAAGGACUGUGUUGACUG